Messenger RNA from Daucus carota subsp. sativus, 2637 nucleotides. RefSeq lists its product as uncharacterized. NCBI's taxonomy places the organism in Eukaryota, Viridiplantae, Streptophyta, Magnoliopsida, Apiales, Apiaceae. The coding region runs from base 1 to 2637 and encodes 878 amino acids. The transcript has a single exon. The record is from RefSeq and is a predicted model, not a curated record.
AUGGAUCGAAAUUGGAUAAAAGCACCUCGGUUGUCAAAAGAAUAUAGGAAUGGCGUGAAGGAGUUUUGUAAUCAUGUAUCUCAGUAUGCAAAGGAUACCAGAUUCAUCUUAUGCCCAUGUCAGAAAUGUUUAAAUUUUGUAGAAGUUGAUGGUCUCGACAAGUUAAAUGAACACUUAAUGUGUCACGGCAUUGAAAGAACUUACACGUGUUGGACAUAUCAUGGUGAAAAGAAUGGAAUAAGUGACACAAGUAACAUGAAUUCAAAUUAUCAAUUUAUAAAUAGAGGGGAUGCCAAUGAGACUACAAACACUGGUGGCACUACUUCUGGUGAUAAAAAAAAUAAGCCUGAAGUAUUCAAUGAAGAGUUACGCAAUCAUCCUGAUAUGCAUGACAGACUAAAGGAUGAUGCUGCGCUACCAUUAUGGCCUGGGUGUAAGAAGGCUUCUAAAUUAUCAGCUGUGUUGACUUUGUACAACUUAAAAGUUGGACAUCAAGUUUCUGAUGUUUUCUUUACAGAGAUGCUCACAGCUGUUAGUGAACUCUUGCCAGAUGACAAUGUCCUACCGCGGAGAACUUAUGAGGCUAAACAGAUGCUCAAAUCCAUUGGAUUAGUACAUGAAAGGAUUCAUGCUUGUCCUAAUGAUUGUAUUUUAUAUCGAAAAGAGUAUGCAACCUUUGAUGAAUGUCCAAAAUACGGAUUAAAACGUUAUAAGACCAACAAUUCUCCCGCAAAGGUCAUGUGGUACUUUCCUAUAUUACCCAGACUCAGACGAUUGUAUGCUAGUGUUGAAGAUGCUAAAAAUUUAACGUGGCAUCACGAUGGUAGAACGAAAUAUGGGAUGUUCAGACACCCUGCUGAUUCACCUCAAUGGAAGACAUUCGAUGAUACAUAUAAGGAUUUUGGGAAAGAACCAAGGAAUCUUCGUCUAGCACUUUCAACUGAUGGAAUGAACCCUCAUCGUCUUCAAAGUAGUUCUCACAGUACAUGGCCUGUGAUUUUAAUGAUCUAUAACUUAGCACCGUGGCUUUGUAUGAAGCGCAAAUAUAUGAUGAUGUCAAUUUUGAUAUCAGGUCCUAUACAACCUGGUAACGACAUUGAUGUAUACUUGGCACCAUUAGUCGAGGACUUGAAGCUACUAUGGGAAGAGGGAAUUGAAGUAUAUGAUGCACACAAAAAAGACCAGUUUAGAUUGAAGGCCAUGUUAUUCGGAACAAUAAGUGAUUUUCCCGCUUAUGGCAAUCUUUCCGGGUAUAGUGUGAAAGGCUACUAUGCAUGUCCUUUGUGUGGUGAGGAGACUGGUCAUAUUCGAUUGAAACAUUGUAAGAAGUGUGUUUAUAUGGGGCACAGGCGAUGGUUACCCUCAAACCAUCGGUACAGAACUAUGCCAUUAGCAUUUAAUGGUGAAGUUGAAGAACGAGGUGCUCCUCCUAUAUUAUCAGGUGAUGAAGUUUUUAAAGAGCUUGAAACCCUAGACGUCCAAUUUGGUAAAGAAUUUGCGAAGGAUGUUCCUACUAGGGGCUGGAAGAAGCGUUCGAUUUUCUUCGAAUUGAGUUAUUGGAAGGACCUCUAUGUCAGACAUUUUAUCGAUCUCAUGCAUGUGCAGAGAAAUGUUUUUGACAGCCUAAUUGGCACCAUGCUUGGUGUCCGGGGUAAAACUAAAGAUGGUCUUAAUGCAAGGAUGGAUAUGUUGGAGAUGGGAAUAAGACCCGAGCUAGCCCCUCAGGAGAAACCAGGAAAAAAACCUUAUUUACCUCCUGCAGCUCAUACUCUUUCUAAGGAUGAGAAGAGAGUAUUACUACAGACACUCCAUUCAGUCAAGGUGCCAGAAGGAUUUUCAUCAAAUAUCAAAAGUCUUGUAUCUAUGAGUGACAUGAAAUUAAAGGGCUUGAAAUCACAUGAUUGUCAUGUUAUCAUGGAGAAUUUGCUUCCAAUUGCUAUACGUUCCAUUUUGCCAGAAAAAGUACGGAAAACAAUCACAAAGUUGUGUUGGUUCUUUAAAUCAAUGAGUAGCAAAGUCAUUGAUCCAAGAAGGUUGCCAUAUCUCCAACGACAAAUUGUUGAGACACUUUGUGAGGUUGAAAUGUAUUUUUCCCCAUCGUUCUUCGACAUCAUGAUUCAUUUGACUGUGCACCUUGUUUAUGAGACAAGAAUGUGUGGUCCAGCUCGUGUGAGAUGGAUGUAUCCAGUUGAACGAUAUUUGAAAAUCUUGAAAGAAUAUGUAAUGAACAGGUCUCGACCAGAGGGUUGCAUUGCAGAACGCUAUCUAAUUGAAGAAGCAAUAGAGUUUUGGUCAGAAUUUAUCCCAAAUGUGGAAGCAAUUGGUUUGCCAAGUGACCGUCAUAGUGGUAGGAUUGAUGGUGAAGGUGUUACUGGAGGUCAACAAAUUGAGAUCAACAGUGCACAAUGGCGUCGAGUGCACCUUUGUGUUCUACAUAACACCGUUGAUGUUGUUCCCUUUGCAGAAUUGCAUAGGAAAUCUAUUAGUGAUGAACAUCCUGAGAAAGGGGCUAAUUGGAUAGAAGUUGAGCACAAUCAUACAUUUAUUGAUUGGUUCAAGAAUUAUGUCGAUAAUGAGUUAAUGCACAAUAGUGAAACAAUAUCAGAUAGAGUAAGAUCUACUUGUUUUGCUAUUUGA